Molecule: messenger RNA, 1835 nt
Organism: Glycine soja
Lineage: Eukaryota; Viridiplantae; Streptophyta; Magnoliopsida; Fabales; Fabaceae
Exons: 15
Coding region: 91-1431 (446 amino acids)
Source: RefSeq, a predicted model, not a curated record
CGACGGUGUUAUAAAUAUCAGAACAGCAAAGACACUGUUUUUUCUCCGAACUCCGAAGCUUUGUUGGCGGCAAGGCAAAUCUGCAUUGCGAUGGCGCCUCCGAAGCUCUUCGUCUUUGCGCUUUCUGUAACCCUAAUUUUCGCCAUCGUUGGGGCCGAAGCCGAUAUUUCCAUCGAAGGAAGCACUCCAGAGCCUGAUACCUCCGCCAUCAGGAUCCAAUUAGAUCAACUCAAUUCCAAGAUCCAAAUUCUCGAGUCUCAAAUCAGCGAAAAGUUGGAAGAAGUGAAGAAGAAGGACGAAAUUAUAGCAGAAAAAGAAAAGUCCAUUGAAGAUAAAUCAAUUACCAUACAAUCCUUGCAGAAUGAGAUUGCUUCUCUCCAGAAAAAAGGGUCACUGGAUGCUGAGGAGCAGGUUGGAAAGGCUCAUGCACGUGCUGGUGAACUACAGAAGCAGGUGGACAAGCUUAAAAGGGAACUAGAAACACAAAACAAGGAGAAAGUGAACUGGGAAACUCGAGUACCUGAGUUAGAGAAAAAGAUUCAUGACUUGAACUCAAAAUUAGAAGAUCUUCAAAAGAUAAAUGAGGAACAGAAGAAAAAAAUUCAAAAAACUGAACGUGCUCUUAAAGUUGCUGAGGAAGAAAUGGUGAAGGCAAAGUUUGAGGCUACUGCCAUAGAAAAAGAGCUGAGGGAGACUCAUGGUGCUUGGCUUCCCCCUUGGCUUGCUGUUCACUAUAUUCAUAGUAAGUCUUUUGUUGAUAGUCAUUGGAACAAACAUGGGAAACCUGCUUUGGAAAUGGUUACUCAAAAGGCCCUAGAGAAAAAGGCACAAGCUGGAAAGUGGGCUGAACCUCAUGUGGAAACCAUUAAAACUAAAUGGGUCCCAGCUGUAAAAGAACAGUGGUCUGUGGUGAAGACAAAUGCUGAACCUCAUGUGCAAUUAUUGACCACGAAAACUGUUGAAGUUUACGAGGCAUCAAAGAAUGCAAUUUCUCCCCACUUAAGCAAGGCAAAAGAAUUUGUAGAUCCUUAUUAUCAGGAAGCUAGAAAGUUCAGCAAGCCAUACAUUGAUCAGAUUGCUAUUGCAGCUAAACCUCAUGUUGAUAAAGUACAGGUAGUUUUGAAGCCCUACACAAAGGAGGUUGUUCGCACUUAUGGGAAGUUUUUGGAAUCAGCUACUACAUAUCAUCGCCAGGUCCAAGCUUCUGUCCAAGAGACACUGAAAAAGCACGAGCUUACUAGACCUCUUGCUACUAAAGAGUUGGAAUGGUUUGCGGCCUCUGCCCUUUUGGCUUUACCUAUUAUUUUAGUGGCUAGAGUGUUUUCAGCUGUUUUCUGUAGCAAAAAAGUGAAUAAACCUGCUCGAAAUGGAAACAAUCACCAUGCACGACGUAAACAUAAGCGAGGGCAUCUAGACAAGCACACAACAUGAAGUUGGUUCCUGCUUUAUUUUUUUCCCUGGAAAGUUUAGAUAAUUUUUCCUGUUCGCACGGGCUUAUUGAGGGGGAUGUAUCUUUCCUGUCGUGUGGGGUUUUGAAUAUUUUACUUCUCUUUUUUUGGGUGAGGUAACUUUAGGAUGUUUCACUGUAGAAAAGGGCACACAAUAUGUUUAGGUGUUUAUGUAUUAUCAGUUUAUCACUUUGUUAUAUUUGUUAUUAGACCUUGCACUCCCUUUUCCUGCUGGUUUUAUUUUCUUAAAUUCUUGACAUAGUAAAAAUGUUUCCUCAUAAUGUAUGUUUAUUAGAAUCAGAACUAGUUCCUGUCUAUUGCGGUUGUCUGUGGAACUUGAAAUUUAUUACUAAAAGAAACUAAUUCAUGAGUUGCUCUUCAUUGGAA